AUGAUGGCAAUGUCUCAAGAAAUUGGUGGAAAGGCGUAUCAACAGUUGUGCGAAACGGAUCGGUAUAUUGUUGGAAGAAAACGUCAUGAUGCUCAACUUCUGAUUCAAAAGUUCAUCACCGAACCGAUAGUGAACACGAAUCCUCUUGCUCUCGUGCCAGUAUCGUCUUCAACAAGACAGAAGAAGAAUAAGAAGACGUCGGCAGAAACUUCAUUUCCAUUUCCAAGUGUUCAUCUCAACUGGGAUGUCAAUUGGCCAUCAACGGACGAUUUCUUUCAGAAAAUGUCGAUUGUAAUGGAUCCAAUGAUUGUUUCUAAAGAGUUGGCACAAACUAAGAGCUCUAAACGGAUCAAGAAUCAGAAAUUAGCCAUCUGUCAGAACUCUUCCAAUCAAGAGAAUCGUCCAUUCGACAUCAAAUCUCUUCGCGAUGUCAUGGAGCGUGAACUUCAAGAUCUCGGAAUUGCCCAUCUCCAAAAUCUGACUUGUGACGUUUGUGGAUGCUACUAUCCAGCUGAUUGUCUCUAUAUGAUCACACUUCCAUGCAAGAAACAGAAAUCCAAGAACACGACUGUCAAUCGAUGUGGUGGAUGCUGGAAAGGACCACUUCCAUCCAGAUCUCUCUCUGAUCUUCUCGUCAAAGGGAUCGCUGAGAAAUGGGCCAAAAAAGUGGAGCAAAGAGUCGAAUGUUUGUAUGGAGAUUGGGAUGAAAAGUUGACUCCAAUGGUCAAAAUGCUCAAAGAGAAUGUUCUGUUGGCUGAGGAUAUUGCUGCAUUGCUAAAAGGAUGCAACGAUUCAGAAGAUUUCAAGAAUGCGUGUGAAGUGAUCAUUCUCACAACAAUUGUCUUUUAUCUGGACUACGUGGAUUUCCGUCGUAGCUGUGAAGCCCUCUUGGCUAUAAAACCAACCAUAACUUACUCUCAACUCUUCGAAAUCUUUGCAAUCUACUUUCCAAAUCGAGCCAAAGGAAUCAAAACGGGCGAUUUCUUGUGA
Messenger RNA from Caenorhabditis remanei, 990 nucleotides. RefSeq lists its product as uncharacterized. The record is from RefSeq and is a predicted model, not a curated record. The transcript has 3 exons. NCBI's taxonomy places the organism in Eukaryota, Metazoa, Nematoda, Chromadorea, Rhabditida, Rhabditidae. Bases 1 to 990 code for a protein of 329 amino acids.